AUGCCCGAAAUUAGCGGAAAGGAAGUCGGCCCUAUUGGCUUUGGCCUCAUGGGAUUAACCUGGCGAGCAACGCCGCCAACGCAAGAACAGGCCUUUGCGGCUAUGAGCGCUGCAAUCAAGAAUGGAUGCACCUGUUGGAACGGCGGUGAAUUUUAUGGCCCGCCCGAUUAUAAUAGCCUCGUUCUUCUAGAGCGGUAUCUAGAAAAGUACCCCGAAGAUGCUGACAAGAUCGUCCUGAAUAUCAAGGGCGGAGCCAACCCCCAAACCCACCAGACCGACGCCUCACCGGAGAAUACGCGCCGUAGCCUGGAUGACUGCAUUGUGCAGCUGAAGGGCCGCAAGAAGAUCGACAUAUUUGAAUUCGGCCGUCGGGACCCGGCGGCCCCUCUAGAUGUGACGUUUGGGCUCAUUGAGAAGGAGUAUAUCCAAACCGGCAAGAUCGGAGGCAUUGCGCUCUCCGAGGUGCGGGCGGAGACCAUCCACGAAGCUGUUAAACACACCAAGGUCGUCGCGGUGGAGGCUGAGCUCUCCUUGUUCUCCACCGACAUCCUGGAAAAUGGCGUCGCAGCGGCCUGCGCCCAGUACGGGAUUCCAAUCAUCGCCUAUUCUCCUAUCGGCAGAGGCAUGUUGACCGGUCAAUUCAAGAAAUUCGACGACCUCCCGCAAGACUCGUUGCUGCUCUCUUUCAACUUCCCACGCUUCCGGCGGGAGAACUUUGAGAAAAACGUGCAGCUAGUAGAGAAGGUCGAGGAGAUCGCCAAGAAGAAGGGCUGUACUCCCGCGCAGCUCGCGAUUAAUUGGACAAGAGCGCUCUCUCGACGUCCGGGGAUGCCCACGAUUAUUCCUAUUCCUGGCGCCACCACUGCGGAACGGGUUGAGGAGAACAGCAAGCUAAUUGACAUUACGGAUGCGGAGAUGGCCGAGAUUGACGAUAUCCUGACCAAGUUCACCCCAGCAGGUGGUCGGUACCCCGAGAUCUUCCAGGUCAACACCUAA
Penicillium cinerascens is the source of this 996-nucleotide messenger RNA. Its product is annotated as aldo/keto reductase family protein. Gene Ontology annotation, cellular component: cytoplasm. The record is from RefSeq and is a predicted model, not a curated record. NCBI's taxonomy places the organism in Eukaryota, Fungi, Ascomycota, Eurotiomycetes, Eurotiales, Aspergillaceae. Bases 1 to 996 code for a protein of 331 amino acids. The transcript is spliced from 3 exons.